AUGUUGAAGCUUUCGUGUAAUGUGGCUGAUAAGUUACAGAGCUUCGCCUUCUUCUCGCGUUCUUAUUCAUCGGAUCCGGUACAAAAUCGGAGAACCGUCUCUUCGGUCUCUUGUUCUCAGCUGAGAAAACCGGAUCCUAUGCGAGCGACUGUAUCUGCUGAUCAAGGGAGUGUGAUUCAAGCAGAGACAGGUUUGGGUACUCUCGCGGAUCGGCUCCGAUUAGGUAGCUUGACGGAGGAUGGAUUGUCGUAUAAGGAGAAGUUCAUCGUCAGAUCUUACGAAGUGGGAAGUAACAAAACCGCUACAGUCGAAACGAUUGCUAAUCUCUUGCAGGAGGUGGGAUGUAAUCAUGCUCAAAGCGUUGGAUUUUCGACAGAUGGGUUUGCAACAACACCUACAAUGAGAAAGUUGCAUCUCAUUUGGGUUACUGCAAGAAUGCACAUUGAGAUCUACAAGUACCCAGCUUGGGGUGAUGUGGUUGAGAUAGAGACAUGGUGUCAGAGUGAAGGAAGGAUUGGGACAAGGCGUGAUUGGAUUCUUAAGGACAUUGCUACUGGUGAAGUCACUGGUCGUGCUACAAGCAAGUGGGUGAUGAUGAACCAAGACACAAGACGGCUUCAGAAAGUUUCUGAUGAUGUUAGGGACGAGUACUUGGUCUUCUGUCCUCAAGAACCAAGAUUAGCAUUUCCUGAAGAGAACAACAGAAGCUUGAAGAAAAUACCGAAACUCGAAGAUCCAGCUCAGUAUUCAAUGAUUGGACUCAAGCCUAGAAGAGCUGAUCUUGACAUGAACCAGCAUGUUAAUAAUGUCACCUAUAUUGGAUGGGUUCUUGAGAGUAUACCUCAAGAAAUUGUAGACACGCAUGAGCUUCAGGUCAUAACUCUGGAUUACAGAAGAGAAUGUCAACAAGACGAUGUGGUGGAUUCACUCACCACCUCAGAGAUUGGUGGGACCAAUGGCUCUGCGACAUCGGGACACAACGAUAGCCAGUUCCUACAUCUCUUAAGGUUGUCUGGAAAUGGUCAGGAGAUCAACCGUGGUACAACCCUGUGGAGAAAGAAGUCUUCCAGAUAA
Thlaspi arvense is the source of this 1074-nucleotide messenger RNA. The record is from the annotation of a GenBank genome assembly. Lineage: Eukaryota; Viridiplantae; Streptophyta; Magnoliopsida; Brassicales; Brassicaceae.